Molecule: messenger RNA, 405 nt
Organism: Vicia faba (fava bean)
Lineage: Eukaryota; Viridiplantae; Streptophyta; Magnoliopsida; Fabales; Fabaceae
Source: the annotation of a GenBank genome assembly
AUGGUUGAACUUUAUCCAAAUGAUUUUGUAGAUGUGCCGGAAGUGGCGGUACGACAUCAGCUUCAGAAUUAUGUUAGAAAUGUUCGAUGUGAUCCAAAAUUUGCAAAUUUAAACGGACUUUCAGAUCUUUGUGCAAAACUUGUGGAAACAAAAAAAUGCAACACUUUUGAUAUAGUUUAUAAGCUUCUGACGUUGGCUUUAGUCUUGCCAGUAGCACCUGCGAGCGUGGAACGUGUUUUUUCAGCUAUGAAGUUUGUGAAGAGUCAGCUAUGUAAGAAAAUGGGUGAUCAAUGGUUAAAUGAUCGUCUUGUAACUUUUAUAGAAAGAGAUGUUCUUGGAACAAUUAACAAUGAUGUUAUUUUAGCUCAUUUUCAAGAAAUUGAUACUAGACGGUUUUCAUUGUAA